Chrysoperla carnea is the source of this 1743-nucleotide messenger RNA. It is a transcript of the gene Bili, whose product is annotated as FERM domain-containing protein 8. Gene Ontology annotation, cellular component: plasma membrane; cytoskeleton. The coding region runs from base 1 to 1743 and encodes 580 amino acids. The record is from RefSeq and is a predicted model, not a curated record. The transcript has 9 exons. NCBI's taxonomy places the organism in Eukaryota, Metazoa, Arthropoda, Insecta, Neuroptera, Chrysopidae. Gene Ontology annotation, biological process: negative regulation of canonical Wnt signaling pathway.
AUGGCUUCCGAAUUAUCAGCACAAAAUACAGACAAAACAAUUUCUGAAUCACUAUAUUUAGGUAGUAAUUAUGUACCUGUAUUAGAUUUUAUACGUAAUCCAUGUCAACAAUAUCAUAAUCAAAACGAUUUUAAUACAGACCAAUACAAUGAUAAAAGUCAAAAUUGUCAUGAAGAAUACUGUGAGGAUUACAAAGAUAGAGAUACUGGUCCUAUAUUAUACAGUGUGAAUGCAACAUGUACUUUAUCUUGUUCAAAUAAUGAUGACUACGACAAUUUAAAUGUCACAGAAUGGGGAGCUUCUAGUUCUGAUACAGCCAAAGAAUCAACAUUAUCAGAUCCACUCAGUAGUGAUAAGCAAUCUUCACCAGAGUCGAAUAUAAGCCCUAUUUCGACAUCAUCUGGUUCAUCUGGUAUACAAACAAGUAGCGGAACUUCGAGUGAACUAUCAUCAGGUAGCACAGGGAAUACAUCUCUUCAAGAUAUUAUACCAACAUGUAUUUAUAUGCUAUCACGAGUAGCAAUUUAUUUAGAAAUUGAUAAUACAGCAAAUGCCACAGUCGCUGAUAUGAUAACAGCGAUUUUAAAUUCAGAAGAUAUAUCCUUAAAUAAACCAAUAGCUGAAAAUCUAUUUACAUUAUGGAUGUGUAGUUCAUUUUUAGAAUUACAAUUGAAACCUUCACAUAAACCAGUACAAAUUAGAAAAGCUUGGCGUUAUUUACUUGGUCAAUACAGUCAGUGCUCUACAAUUCAACAGGAACGAGAUGAACCGAAAGUUAUAUUCAAGAAGAACAUUUUUUGUCCAAAACAAUACGAAGAGAGAAUUAAGGAUCCAAAAAUAUUAGAAUUAUUAUAUGCAGAAGCAAAAUACAACAUAUUGGAAGGCCGUUACCCUUGUGAAACUCACCACUGUAUUACUUUGGGUGGAAUACAAGCAAGAAUUGAACUCGGUCCAUACAAUCCACAAAUUCAUACAAUAAAUUUUUUCCGAGAACAACAAUGGAAAUUUUUACCAGCACACAUUAGAAAAAGUUCUAAUUGGAUAUGGUUACCAAUUAGUUCAAAAAAUUCAGCAGAAGUACGAUUAUUAGAACAAUACAAACGAAUUCCACAAUCGGCAUCAAAUAAAAAACUUAUAAGAAAAUAUUUAGAAUUUUGUUGGUCGUUACCAUUUUAUGGAGCAGCAUUUUUUCAAGGACAAAUUGAACAACCUGUACGUAGUUUAACGAGUUUCAUGAUACAUCAAGAUAUACCAAUCUUAGUGGCAAUCAAUUCAGAAAGUGUCUAUGUUAUAGACAACGUACAAGGUACGGUAUUAUUAGGACUCAAAUAUGAAGAGUUGAGUUGGGAAUAUGCAAGACCAUCGCGUGAAGAUAAUAAAGAUUGUUUACCAUGUUUAUUUUUACAAUUCAUGGUAUUAGAAAAUGGUACACAAGUAUCAAAAAUAUUGCAAAUAUUUUCACGACAAGCACAAAUGAUGGAUACAUUAAUAUCAUCGCAUGUUGAUCGAUUAAAAAAGAAAAUACGCCACCAUUCAAGUGAUCAAGUUGACGCCUCAAUAAAUACAAUCAACUCAGAUAAUAAUACAUUACGUUCAACAACAAUGUCAAUAUACAAUAAUCCAGGAAGACAUGAUACAAAACCACCUUGUCUAAGUAAUAAAUUAAAUAAAUUAGUAUUAUGUACAUUCGAUGAAGAUGGCAGAUGUAUUGGAAAAAUGGGAUCAUGGUCAUUUAGCUAUUAA